CAGCGUGUACUGGCCAACAGCAAAGGUAUCCUCCACAGCGAGGCCAUUGCGUACAAAGAAUAAUAUCAAGCCUCAAGAGCCCGAGAGUGUCUGACUGCAGCAUCGCAUUGUAUCCUAUCACUUUGAUAUCCAGAUCCGUUCACGCAGAUCGUUCCUCCACAUCAGAGCAGUCUGAUAUUUACCCGAGCAUUCAGAACGUUGGAGUUUCAAGUAUCUCUUCGACGCUGACCUCGCAUGCAGGUCAAAUACUGUGGACAUUGUACUGAGGCCUCAACUUUUCGCUAUCGGGGCGCUCAAUUUCUGCUCAACAUGGCGAAGCGCAACCACGUUCCUCUUCGCCACCAACAUUCUGCUUCUGAUGUUCUCAGAGGUCCAAAUCAAUCUGAACAGCAACAGUUUCACUCAAGUGCCAAUGUGCCUCAAGAUAGAAGCAAUUGGCCAGCCGCCGUAUUCUCAACCGAGCCAAUGACGAUGCUAAAGUCGAAGUUUCAAGGACAUGCAACGUCCUGUUCCCCUUCAAUCGCACAACCGGACUCCAAGGACCUAGAUAAUAUCCUGGAGCAGAUUGCGCGGACAUACCCAGGUAUCAAACGUGCAACGCAUUGCAUGUACGCAUGGCGAGUACGUGCCUCGACUUCCCGCUCCAGCACUUCUACGAGUCCUUCUCGCCCGUCUAAAGGCUCUACAGACGUUCAACCGCCAAUCUCGACCUCGAUCCUCUCAGGUUCGUGCGACGGAAACGAGUCUGGUGCGGGCGAACGACUUUCGCGUCUUCUCGAGCUUGGUGGUUAUGAGAACGUGAUAGUGAUCGUUCAUCGAUGGUAUGGAGGUGUAAAGCUCGGAUCAGACAGGUGGAAAUGCAUCUCUGGCGCUGCGAAGGAAGCUCUUCAGCUGGGAGGUUUUCCACGCGGUGGAGAACAGACAUCAGUCUCUCAAUCCAGCUCACAAGGAUCCAAAGGCAAGAAGGGACGUAAAUCUAAGGCAUGAGCUCUCGGAAAUCCUGGUUAUUGACGAUCUCACUUCCACAUUGGAUGGCCGCCUGAACGACUUUGACACAUUCACAUACGUGGCGCAUGUUACUUGGGCGAGGAGAAUGCUCCGCCUCGAAUGGGCCAAAUAUAUGCCCAAUGACAUGACAAAGAGAGUCUUUACAUACAUCGCAUGGGAUUCACCACUCUGCCAGUGGAGACCUUGUUGAGGAGACGGAGCUAUCCUUUUGGUACACUGUAUCGCUCAGGCCGCAACUAGUGGUGGCUUGUUUUUCGGGAAAGUAUGGAGAUUUGUAGAACGUGAUGAUGGGAACGAACAUGGAGGUAGAUUGUCAGAAAAUCAUGGGUUCGUCUUUGUCAUGACCACGUUCGAAGGACUCUCAGGUUUUACCAACAAUGCAUUCAAUAUGCACCACCCGAAUACAGUCUCUCCAUUUGGCUUGGACAUCAAAGGCUCCUCAGUCAUGAUUUCCGC
Molecule: messenger RNA, 1464 nt
Organism: Somion occarium
Lineage: Eukaryota; Fungi; Basidiomycota; Agaricomycetes; Polyporales; Cerrenaceae
Source: the annotation of a GenBank genome assembly